CACGAUUCUGUCCAGGAAGAACUUUCUUUAAAUCUAUUUACUCACAAAUCACUGUCGGAGUCUCUUCCUGUGACAAACUGUGGAGUUUCACUGCUCUCUUAUCAGCGUCCACAUUAACGUAGACACAAAGUCCAACAAACUGAUAUCAGGGUCAGAGGUCACCGCUGCAGACCUGACUCUGCUGAAGGGACAGACGCGGUUAAGACGACUCAGAGGGGAAAAAAAUCUGCCAGAGAGGAACCAGGAUUUGAGAGAACGUGACAGGAAGAAUUGCACAAUCAGUCGUGGAUAAAGAGUGAGUGACGACUGGCUGACAGAAUAUUCAACAACCUUCAAGGAGUAGUUUAAGGAGAUAAGGAUUCAGGAAACGGCAGAGUUACAAACUGAAUCUUGGUAACAGCUACAGUUGAAUCGAACAUGGCCGUCAGUUCCCCGAAAGACAAGUAUUUUGGAGUCUGGCUGAUUUUCUUCAUGCUCGGUUUGGGGACGCUGCUACCGUGGAACUUCUUCAUGACUGCAACCAUGUAUUUCACCAGUCGCCUGAAAAAUGCAACGCACCUGGAAGAACCGACCAAUUGGACGGCGGCGGGAGCUGAACAUCGCAGCGUGCUGGAGGCUAAAUUUAAUAGCGUGAUGACAUUGUGCGCCAUGCUGCCCCUGCUGGUCUUUACCUGCCUCAACUCCUUCCUUCUCUCACUUGUUCCUCAGCGUGUGCGUGUCAUGGGCAGUUUACUCAUCAUCAUGUUGGUCUUCAUCGCCACUGCCGCCCUGGUCAAAGUUCAGCUGGAGCCCCUGCCGUUCUUCAUCAUCACCAUGGUGAAGAUCGUCGUCAUCAACUCCUUCGGGGCGGUGCUGCAGGGCAGCCUCUUCGGGAUGGCCGGUUCGAUGCCGGGGUCGUACACGACUCCUAUCAUGAGUGGUCAAGGACUGGCUGGGACCUUCGCCGCCUUUGCCAUGAUCUGUGCCAUUGCAAGUGGAUCAGAACUUCAUGACGCAGCCUUUGGUUACUUCAUCACAGCCUGUGCCGUCAUAUCUCUGACCAUCUUCUCCUACAUCCUGUUGCCCAGAUUGGAGUUUUUUCAGUUUCAUCAGAACAAGAAAAUGAAGCAGACGACAAACGAGGACGUGGACAAGUCUGUCCACCUGAAGGCGACAGACGAUGAAGAAGCCGACAAGGAGAAACCGAACGUCUCCGUCAGGACGAUAUUCAUGAAGAUCUGGCCAUUGGCUCUUUCUGUCUGCUUCACCUUCACUGUCACCAUAGGCACGUUUCCGGCCAUAACAGCCGACACCAAGUCCACGCUGGCUCAAGGUCAAGCCUGGGAUGUGUACUUCAUCCCCGUCAGCUGCUUCCUUCUCUUUAACCUGUGUGACUGGGGUGGGCGGAGCCUAACAGCUGUGUGUAUGUGGCCAAAGCAGGACAGCCGGUUUCUUCCUCUGCUCAUCCUGUGCCGUGUGGCUUUUGUGCCGCUCUUCAUGUUGUGCAACGUGGAACCUCGUGCUCACCUGCCGGUCUUUUUCCACCACGACGCCUUCUUCAUUGCCUUCAUGCUCCUCUUCGCCUUCUCCAACGGAUACCUGGCCUCACUCUGCAUGUGCUACGGCCCCAGGAACGUUCUUCCUCAUGAGGCGGAGACGGCCGGAGCUGUCAUGGCGUUCUUUCUGUCUCUGGGUUUGGCGUUGGGAGCUGCGCUGUCUUUCAUCUUUAGAUCACUGGUUUGACGAAAAUGUUUUUUUAAAUAAAGAUGUUUAUAAUAGAAACAUGGACUAAUAUUUAUAAAGAAAGGGAACAGUUAAUAAAUAAAAUAAAUUAAAUUUAAAACUC
Cynoglossus semilaevis (tongue sole) is the source of this 1825-nucleotide messenger RNA. Its product is annotated as equilibrative nucleoside transporter 1-like. The record is from RefSeq and is a predicted model, not a curated record. The coding region runs from base 418 to 1722 and encodes 434 amino acids. Gene Ontology annotation, biological process: uridine transmembrane transport. The transcript has 13 exons. Lineage: Eukaryota; Metazoa; Chordata; Actinopteri; Pleuronectiformes; Cynoglossidae. Gene Ontology annotation, cellular component: plasma membrane. Gene Ontology annotation, molecular function: nucleoside transmembrane transporter activity.